GUCUACUUUUUACUCUAGAAUUUCACAACAAACGGUCACAGUCGGCAUUAAAAACAAAUUUAUAAGAAAUGAAUCUGAAACAUUUCUGCUGCGUAGUUUACUGGGCAAGCCUCUCAAGCUCCUGCCGACGGGCCACUGUCACUGCUGGCUCUGCAGCGAGAAGUGCCAUCUUGUCAGCUGAAAAUUUCAAAAUCUUUGCAGGAGGAAAGAGAGACGGAAGAUCAUUAAGGAGAUGACACUCGACAGUCUGUUUGCACACAUUACGCACGAAGGUCUUCCGAGCGACCUAAUGAUAAAUGUCAGUCC
Messenger RNA from Xylona heveae TC161, 306 nucleotides. RefSeq lists its product as hypothetical. The coding region runs from base 69 to 236 and encodes 55 amino acids. The transcript has a single exon. NCBI's taxonomy places the organism in Eukaryota, Fungi, Ascomycota, Xylonomycetes, Xylonales, Xylonaceae. The record is from RefSeq and is a predicted model, not a curated record.